Pisolithus orientalis is the source of this 1048-nucleotide messenger RNA. RefSeq lists its product as uncharacterized. The record is from RefSeq and is a predicted model, not a curated record. Gene Ontology annotation, molecular function: GTP binding. Lineage: Eukaryota; Fungi; Basidiomycota; Agaricomycetes; Boletales; Pisolithaceae. Bases 40 to 912 code for a protein of 290 amino acids. The transcript has 5 exons.
AUACGAGACACAGACACGAGGGACAUUAUAGUUGCGUUAAUGGGACCAACUGGUUCUGGGAAAAGUUCGUUCAUAGACAAAGCCACGGGGUGCACGGGUGCGGGUGUUGGACAUGAUUUAACGUCGUGCACAAGUGAGAUCAAGGUCACAAGAUGUGUGGUUGAACAAUCCAACGUAGUUCUGGUAGACACUCCCGGGUUCGAUGGUACAAUGAAAUCCAACUUGAAGGUCCUGGAUAUGAUUUCCGACUGGCUGAACACAGAAUACCAGACCGGGGCCACGCUUUCGGCCCUUCUUUACUUUCAUCGCAUAUCGGACAACCGAAUGGCUGGGCUCCCAUUGGGGACUCUUCGAAUCUUCCGAAAGCUGUACGGAGAAAGUUCCAUGCAGGAUGUUACCCUGGUCACUACGAUGUGGGAUGAAGUGGAAGACGACGUUGGCCAGCAGCGGCUGGCGGAGCUCAAGGAGAGUUAUUGGAAGAUGAUGAUAUCGCAAGGUGCUAUGUCGUUUGAGCAUAUGAACACCCAAGCAUCAGCCAUGCAGUUACUUGUAUCCAUUGUCCACCGGAAGAGGGUGCAAGAAGGAGUCCUGCUGCAACAGGAGAUUUCGGAUUUGAAGUUGGAGUUGCGGGAGAUUGCCACUGGGCCGGCACUGUGCUCUCAUCUGGAAGACCUCGCAAGGAGGCAGAUGGAGGCGCUUCGAAGAAUCGAAGUUGCACGCAAGGGAGCAGACGAGAAGACCUUCCUAGACCUCUGCAAAGAAUAUGCUCAAGUGAAGUCUCAACUCAACGCUGCUUUGGUCGAGGCGCGAGCGUUGAGGAUGCCGCCCCGAAAUACCCUGAGCAAAGGUAUCCGCAUAGUAUGGAGAAUGAUUGGGGGUGAGAAGAUGGUGAAGGGUCGAAGAUCCAUGUGAUGAGAUGGGUGGAUUCAUGAUAUUUAUUUUCCUUUGUCACUUUCGAUUCCUACCUCACGUUCUUACAUAAGUGCUAUUUCCCAUUCCACUCCAUUGACUGACUUCGAGUUGUUGCAUUCCAUCAAGAUCUCCGAAC